AUGUCACUUUUUUCUAGAUUUACAUCCAUUUUUGGCUCUAAUCAAACCACUUAGGCCUCAAGCACUCCCAUUAAUCAACAAUUACAAGAGAAAUUAGCUUAAAUAAUUACUUCCAACGGUAAACUCGAUCUCAAACAGAAGGGUGAAGUUUUAGCUUAAUAUUUGUUGGAUAGGGAUGAGCAUAUCGAGUUUCUGUUCUAGUUUUUAGAAACUAAGUCCAAAGAUCUUCAAGGUGUCUAAGUAGUGCAUUUAUUAGCAGCUUUACAUUAACAAUUUUAAUAUAAUGAAAUAAUAUAAGAUGUGGCAAUUAAGUUGAGGGAAACAAAGAUGUCAUGGGUGUAAUUGGAAAAACAGGAAUGGUAUACUACUUAGACAGAACCUGACGUAUAGAAGAAUUAAUAAUCACAAAAGAUUUUGACUGAAUUUGAAGAUAAAGCAUAACCAGCCAGAAUCUAUGCUUAAUUAUGUUAUGUAUAUUUGUAAAAAUUGGCUGCUAACGUUGAUUUAUACAGAGCUGUACUCAAACUUAAUUAUCCCUAUGUGGCUGAUAAAGAACAGAUCGAAGCAAAAUUAAUGUUCUUAUGGCAUUAUAAAAUACAAAAUCUCAUCAAUUCAGGGUUGAUAUUGAUUCAAUACAAUCCAAAUUUAAUAGAAAUACAAGUAGCUCUGUAUGUUGAUGUAUGGAGAUUUCAGAAGUUCAUUUGUACUGAAAUUGAAAAAAUCAUAGACUAAUAUGCUACUCUACCUAAUAGCGAUACUUUGAGUCUUUAUGAGAUCUACUGUGAAAGCAUCAAACAUUACGAAUAUCUCAAUCAAUUUCAUCAAUUUACAUAAACUAUUACAAAACCUCCUCCUUAGUGUUAAAUAAACAAUACACUUCUUUAAGAAUUCUUUGCCUUUGUGACCAAAUUAAAAGUGUUAAACCAAUUCAAUUUCAAAAAGUCUAUCAAAGUUCCUAACAAAUAAGAUCCCAUUAUGGGCAUUCCUACUAAAAAUCCAAAUGUUAUAAACAUUAGGAGAUCAAGUUAACAAUUACAUGACUAAGAAAGCAGUGAAUCUGAAUUGGAGAUUGAUCUAGGAAACAAUAAAAAAAUGAAAUCCGACCAUAAUAGAGGAUAAAGCACAUUUCAAUAUGUCUAAAAAUGA
This is a messenger RNA of Paramecium tetraurelia, 1146 nucleotides long. RefSeq lists its product as uncharacterized. The transcript is spliced from 3 exons. NCBI's taxonomy places the organism in Eukaryota, Ciliophora, Oligohymenophorea, Peniculida, Parameciidae. The record is from RefSeq and is a predicted model, not a curated record.